GAACACUGAACAUCCGUAAUCGUCAAGCCCACCCCUCAAUCUUCAAGAGUAGUGUUUGGGCAAACCAUGCCUACCUGUACUGAAGAUCCUUCGAAAGAGCCCGAGCCGAUAAAGCUGUCUGCAUUGUCAAACGUGUCUGCAGGCCGCCAGGUUCCGCUCGUCGAGCUGUCCCUCCAAAAUGUUACGUACGCCCCCCUCACCACCAAAGCGUCUAGUAAUGGUAAAACGUCCGGUAGGAAGCGGACCACCGUCCUCCAAAACAUUACUACAACUAUUUCUCCGUACAAACUUACGGCUUGGAUGGGACCGUCGGGAUCCGGGAAAACGAGUCUCAUUUCGAUCGCCGCUGAUCUGACUAAAUCCGGCGAUCUCGUAGAAGGAAGCAUCAUAACAGUGAACGGAGAAGAAGGAAAAAUACCCAAGCGGAUUGUUGGUGUCGUAUGGCAGGAUGACCUUCUACUGACAAAUCUAACAGUGGAGGAGAAUAUUUAUUACUCUGCGCGACUAAAGACACCUGAAUCUUGUUCUGACGAACAAGUGAGUGCCGUCGUAUUGGAGACCAUGAUAGAGCUCGGUUUGACGGACAUCCGAAAUAGCGUAGUGGGAAGUCCACUAGGCGUAGUGCGUGGCGUUAGUGGAGGUGAACGCAAACGUGUUUCCGUAGCGUCAGAACUUGUGGUAAGGCCAUCCUUGUUAUUGUUGGACGAACCCACAUCCGGAUUGGAUGCAACAACGGCCCAAGCAUUGAUAGGAACCCUCAAGGUUCUGUCCAAUAUGGGCCACUCAAUUGCAGUCGUGAUUCAUCAACCCAGAACUACUAUUUACAACAUGUUCGACCACUUGUUGUUGCUUAGCCAAGGGUCAACCGUUUUCAACGGCAAUCCUUCGAAAGCACGAGAAUACUUGGAAUCUUGCCCCAUUGUUGGUGAAUUACCACCAGAGACAGGCUUGGCCGAUUGGAUAAUGGACGUGAUAAAAGAGGACGAGCAACGGCGAGAAGCUGCAAUGCUUGCGAGUCACUGGGCAGAAUAUAUAAACAAGGAGAGCGUUCAUAGUAUGAUCUCGGACAGCCUUCGUAAGACCCUGAGUCGCAGUAUGAGCAGUCUGCACGAGCUUCAUGCCGUUCCAAAGUUCAACAACAGCUUCCGCACACAGCUUAAGCUCUUGACAUCUCGCACCAUGAAACAGCAACGCGGCGAACGAUUGACAAUGACUGCUGUGAUUUUACAACUUCUGUAUUUGUUCUUUUCAGCUGUAUUGUGGUGGCGCUUGCCUAAUAAUACAGCACGGACGUUUGAGCGCAACUCCUUACUAUUCUUCAUGAUUAUUGCGCAAGCAAAUGGAAUUGUUAUUUCAGCAGUGACAGUCUUCCAGCGAGAACGAGCUCUGCUGAAACGAGAACGCGCGAAGAAAAUGUAUGGCGUGUCAAGCUAUUUUUUGGGAAAGACAGCUUCCGAUAUGACCAACAAUGUUUUGCUUCCUGUUCUUUAUGGACUUGUGGUAUAUUGGACCGCCGGAUUUCGACCUACGUUUGAGGCAUAUCUCAAAUUCUUUGUUGCUUUCUAUUUGACCUUGUCAACUGCUCAAAGUAUGGGGUUAUGGAUGAGCAUAGCAAUUCCCAAUAUGCAAGUUGCGCUUGUUUUGGCACCUCCAAUUACGCUCUUUUUCAUGAUAAUGGGCGGUUUCUAUAUCCCACUGCAAAACAUGAACCGUGGAAUAGCAUGGGCUAGCUGGAUAUCUUUUGCACGGUAUGGCUAUAGUGCCUUGAUCAUUAAUGAAUACGCGGGUCGAGACAUCCCAUGCUUGGAUGAUGGUGAAGCUUCUAUUGCAAUUGGUACAGGGGUGUGUCCGCUACCUGGUGAAGAAGUCAUAGCGAGUUUAGGAAUCACUGGUGUUGCUGAAAGCUAUUGGUUCAACAUUGGUAUGACCGUUGGUUUGCAGGUGAUGUUCCGCGUUGCUGCAUAUAUUUUUCUCAGGCGCGCAGAAUAG
Molecule: messenger RNA, 1989 nt
Organism: Phaeodactylum tricornutum CCAP 1055/1
Lineage: Eukaryota; Bacillariophyta; Bacillariophyceae; Surirellales; Neidiaceae
Exons: 3
Coding region: 67-1989 (640 amino acids)
Cellular component (GO): membrane
Molecular function (GO): ABC-type transporter activity; ATP binding; ATP hydrolysis activity
Source: RefSeq, a predicted model, not a curated record